This is a messenger RNA of Hyposmocoma kahamanoa, 699 nucleotides long. RefSeq lists its product as uncharacterized. The record is from RefSeq and is a predicted model, not a curated record. Lineage: Eukaryota; Metazoa; Arthropoda; Insecta; Lepidoptera; Cosmopterigidae. The coding region runs from base 1 to 699 and encodes 232 amino acids. The transcript is spliced from 3 exons.
AUGUUCAUCGAUCUGUCAGGGGAUCAAGGCAGAGCCACUCCAACCAAGAGAUACAACACGGAGGCUUUACCUCAAAUACUACCGUGCGAAGUUGCUAAAGCUCUUUAUUACAUGAAGGCAGAAAAGUCUCCUGGCGAGGACAGGAUCACAGUUGAACUUCUUUGUGCUGAGGGAAAGCCAGCCGGCUUUCGAAGUGGCUUCUCCACCACAGACCACAUCCAGACGGUGAAACAGUUGAUGGAGAAGUAUCACGAGUACAACGGACCCAUUGUCAUGACUUUCGUUGAUUAUGAACAGGCCUUCGACAGUGUCGAACAUUUCGCUGUGUUCCACGCUCUCUAUCGCACUGUUCGAAUGCAUGAACUAACCAACCCUGUACCAAUCAAAAGGGGAGUGUGGCAGGGAGACAUAAUUUCGCCAAAACUGUUUACUUCUGUCCUACAAGACGUAGUAAAAACACUUCAUUGGACGAAAUAUGGCGUUAACAUCAAUGGAGUCUUCCUGUCCUACUUACGGUUUGCAGACGACCUAGUAUUCUUUGCUAACGAUCUCCGGCGUAUGCUGCAACAACUAUAUGAUGAUUCUAUGUGGGUGGGCCUCAAGAUGAAUAUGUACAAGACUAAGGUUAUGGCGAACAUUUCCAACGUCACAAAUCCAAGUGUCACAGUUGGAAGUGAGAUGUUGGAGAUCGUCGAUUAA